AACUAUCGACAAUAUCGUUUUUUUUACACUACGAUGGUCGGCGAACGUGUGUUCUGUGAACAUGGAGUAUCAUAAAGACUCGUAUAAUUAUUCGCGUUGACAACAGGAUUUCGUUGUCGUAUUAUCAUCACAAUUAUUAAGUUAUCAUACAGGGCAAUUUAUAAAAAUUCAUAAAUACCACUUGCUACUUUAUUUAAAUAAUAAUAUCACCGUCAAGUGACAAUAGUGUCCUGUGUGUUCAUCUUAAAAAUAAUUUCAAUAUCUGUGUGCUAUUUCUCCAAAGAGUGUUGCAAAUUGUCAAACAUCAGUGUUUAUUUAUUAUUAUCAUUGUUAGUUAUUACAUUUAUAUAACAACCAAGUCAAAUAAUUUCAUUAGUGUGUUCUAGUGCUGAUUAAUUACUUUAAAAUAAUUAUUUAUUAGUAAAUAUAAUAUCGCAAGCAGUUUUUCGAGUACGCGUUAUUGAUCCCGACAGACAAAGGAAUUGCAAAGAAAACUGAAGGAUACUCGUGUCUAGAAUGUCCAGAUUGAGGAGCAGUAGAAUUAAGUGUUAGAGGAUACAUAAAAAAAAAAGUUAGCAAAGGUACUGAUGAAUAAUCUGUGACCCACGUUGAAUGUGGGGUACGAUAUCGCGGCUGUUCGCGACGAAACCAAGGCCAUCGGUCAGGACACCAGAACCCGGUGAAGAAGCCGUCGCUGCUGAGGAGGAGGAAGGGAACUAUUAUUACAAUAACAGUGAUCCUGCGUGUAAAAAUCUAAACGACGUGCCUCAGGCUGAGCUGGCUGUCCAUGUUUUCGAAUCGAUGGACCGUAACAUGGGAGACGACCGACGUCCAAAGGGUGGUCCUGGUGAUCAGCAUGGAGUUACCGAUAAUGAACACUUCUCCGAUGCUUAUGACAAACGUCAGGCCAAACAACGUGCCUCCGUGAAAUGGCUCCUCUCGAAGGCGUACAACAAUCGCGUGCCCGACAAUCUUCGCGAGCCUUACUAUCGUGAUCAUGAGGAACAAGAGCAUUUGAAACCACAAAUUGUCCAUGCGUUAUCAAAUGCUGAGCUCUAUUGUCUUGCAUUGGCGAAUAUUUAUUCGGACCCAAAUUACCACAAUCAAAAUCACUGGGGAAUAUUACAAGCACUGGCGAGGAAAGGCGUAUAUGUGGCCGAGCCUAAUAAUUCUCAACUAACUGAGACAAUUCUCAUUCAAAAUUCACCAUUGAAAAUGUCUGCACAUAUGGCUGUGAUAGAAGGAUUGAUGGUCUUGUAUGCAAAGGAAGUAGUGACAGGAGACCGUGUAGUAGCGGCGAUUCGACGAUUUGAUCCCGAACCAGAAGUCCAAGUACCUAGUGACCAUGAAAAGGGUUUACUUAUGUGGAUAAGUCAUGCCUCGCAUGCAUUAAUCGCUAAAAUACAAACGGAAGAAGGCGCCGGAGACAAGACGCGACUGCCUGAAUUACCUCCAGCCAAGGACUUCCAGUCUUUGUGCGACGGUGUGGGUUUGGCCGCUGUGGUGGCCUUCUACUGUCCCGGUGAGCUCAACUGGAUGGAUAUCAAAGUGUCAAAAAGGCCCUCUGUCGCCGAUGCACUCCACAAUCUUUCACUUGUUCAUAAUUUUUGCAUAAGAUGCUUGCCCUACUCGAUUUUUCAUAUGCAACCUGAGGAUGUCACUUACAUGAGAGGAUCUAUGAAACAAAAUUUACUCGUUUUUCUUGCGGAUAUGUACAACGUACUCGAGAUACAUCCCGUUAAAUGUGUGCGUUAUCCCGGAGAAGAAAGAGCGAUGCAGUAUCUCGAUGCUUGCCCGCGCAAUAGCCACGGGGUAGCUCAUAAACGAAGUCUACCGCAGGCUAUAGCUCCAAUUCCUGAUCUGAGAAGCAACCUCUCUGUGUCCGCGCCAGGUUUCACAGUUGCGAAACCUAUACCAUCAAGUUCUGUAAGGAAAUCACAGUCACUCCAACAAACUGCUGAAAGUCAUUCUUAUGAUGAGAGACGAGGUGGAUCAGAAGAAAAUUUUAUAGUACAUAAGAAUCGUGGUAUACCGACGUUAAGUUCCGUAAUAGAUGAUAGAUAUAAUAAUACAGCUGCUGGACGGCCGAGUAAUUGGGAAGAUCAACGAAGAAGUUCAUACGCAGGAAGACGUUCGCGACGCAACAGUGUGACAGAUGACUCUCAGCUGACAAUUGAAAAUUUCGGUGGAUCUCAGGACAAUUUACACAACUUCGGAUGUGUGAGAAAUCCCGACAAAGAGCUAGUGCACACGGGUAAGCGUACUGCCACAGAACCCACGCUUCCAGCGCGCUCGAGUGUCCAAGAUGUUUACGGUAGCGAUGUCCAGCACAUUUUAUCAGACAAUGGUUACGCCAAUGACGAGCCACCAACGAGAUUACGUCGGCAGAUAUCUAAUUCCAGUUUGAAUAACACAAGUCACAAAAAUAUUUUACAUUCCACGGAUAAUAAUGAUAACACUGACAGCGAAAUAAAAUCAUCAUCAGCCAACACAUCAACAACUAGUGCUACUAAAAUGUCGAGUUUUGCGAAUUUAACCCAACAUAAUUCGGAAAAAAGUAUUAAUUUUAAGUACACCGAGCAACAAGACCACGAUCAUGAACUCAGUGGCAACAAAAUAAAUUAUAAUAAUAAAAAAUUUGGACAAAGUAACGGCAAUGGAAUUGGUGAGAAGAAAACGACAUUUGCUACUUUGCCCAACACGACAACGUGGCAACAACAGAGUGCACAACAAUCCCAACAAUUGGAACAACAAUCGACUGAUGAAAAUGGGGGCAAUACAAUCAUGUAUGCCUCGCAAAUAAAUAAUAUAAGAAUGAAGUUGGAGGAAAAACGUCGGCACAUUGAAAAUGAAAAAAGAAAAAUGGAAGUUGUUGUAUCGAAACAGCGGCAAAAAGUUGGAAAAGCGGCUUUUCUUCAAGCAGUGACGAAGUUUUGCAUUGCGGGUAAGGUUAAAUCUCCUUCCUCAUCAACAUCCGGCGGUGACAGUCCUGUGGAGCAUGGUCCUCCUACUCCAUUGUCCUCUGGAUCCGCUGGUGAUACCCCAACAAGUGUUACCGAGACUACGUCAUCGGUAUCGCAACAAAACGCCCAAGAAAAACCGCAGCGUCCUUUUUCAUUGAAGGAAAUUACUGAAGAUAUUCAUGAUGUCGAGCACAAGUGGUUGGAGCAAGAUGGUAGCGCGCCAUUUACUGAAACUCGUCGUACUCCUGACAUUGAGAAUAUGGAUUUUGAUCAAUGCCAGCAAUCAAUAUCACACAUGAACUCGAGUUUGAGUGAAAUCCAAGCAGACAUUCAGCGUCUAGCGAGCCAGCAAAACCAAAUUCAACAGCAGCAUCUGAUGACCCAACAGCAACACCAAAUUCACCAGCAAUUGCAGCAGCUCCAGAGCUUAAGUCAGCAGCAUCUCCAGAGCUACGUCAUGCCGCCGAUAAAUCCCAUGACUCCGCGACUUCAAGACCCGCAACCAGGACAAUUUUACUUGCAUGACCAGCCGCAGCAAAUGCAGAGAAGAACCUGGGGCCGACCGGCACAGCAACAGAAUUUGGUUAACGAAAUGGCCUCUGUGGGUCACUAUCAGCAACAACCGGUUGUGGACACGCAUUACAGCCCCCAGCCAGUUGCCGCAGCUUCUGUUAUAUACCAGCAAGAUCCUCGUCUGUAUCAAGACACAAGGACUUGGGGUAGUGGUGCUCUGCCUCAGCAAAAGGGCUUUGUUCUGCAUGACAACACCCAAGAUCACCAGCAGUAUCAGCCGAGGUAUAUAAAUGGUGACCACAGUCUCUGCAACACUCAAAUGCAUCAACAAAUAUCUAAUUAUCCGUCAGCUGCACUUUUUAAUCAAACUCAACCUACGGCUGCUAGUCCUCAACAUCGUAAUGCCGUUCAUCGGAUAAGUCAACUGAUAAACGAAAGUCCAGAGACUAAAAAAUCAACAGUACAUCAUGUACCGAUUACUUGUGAAAGUCCUACGGAUAAACGUCAAAAUAAUAUUAAUAUUCAUGCUCCUGUACCAGCGCCACCAGCUGACGACAUGGAACCACAAAAUAUAUCAUUUAUUGGUAAUGAUGAAGAUUUCGCACAAGGAAUUAAACGGCUACAUAUCACAUCAGGAAGUCGUACCUACAGAAUAGCAUCACCAACAAAAACAACAAUAUCACGUAAUUCAUUUCAACCUCAUUCGUCAUCAUUACGUGAAGCAUCUCCGUCACCUACGUCAGCAAUUUCACCACCAGAAAUAACACCACUGGACUCAUCUGACGCUGGAGAAAAAGGAUUUUAUAUAUCAUUUGACAAUGACGGGCCAAAGAAACCAAAACCUGCAUUGAGAGUGAAAAGAUCACCUAAGAAGGAACGAACUGUUUCGUCAUUCAUCGAACAGGAAGACUUUACAGCACGUCCUGAAUCCCCGCCAGCCAAUGCUGUAGAUCGGCAACGACAGCAAGAAGCUCAGCGUGACUUGGAUCGAGAACGUCAACGUCAAGCUGAAGAACGCGAGUAUCAUCGUCAGGACAUGCGGGACCGCGAGUUGCGUCGGGAGAUAGACAAAGAGCAGCGGUCACGUGAAGACAGACUCCGCACUAAUAGUGAUAGCCGUCAGAAUCCAGCUGGUGCUGUUGGUUUGGUUAUCGGCAAUCAGCUUGCCAACCCCGACCCCAAUUCUAUUGACGAAAUGGAACGUAAGAAAGAACGUAUUAUGCUGCUGUCGUUGCAGCGGCGGCAGCAGCAAGAGGAAUUGAAAGAACGUAAAGAAGCUGAGGCUCAGGCGCGCCGGGAACAGGAAAAAAUGAAGGAAGAAGAACGGGCGAGGAAGAAAGAAGACGAUCGACAGAGAAGAGCUAUGAUUCUGGAACAGCAUAAAUUGAAAAAAGCUAUCGAGGAAGCUGAACGUGAGGGUAAAGUUAUUGAUAAAGAACUUCUUAAUGCCAUAAAACCAACUCCUAAAUUACGUAAUAAGACUGCAUCGGCUCGUCCACGACCGAAAACAAUCCACGUUGAUCAGAGUUCGGAACUCGAUUCCGGAGCUCUGACGCCUAGUCGCGGGAAGAAAGGAUCUUCCUCCAACCUCAGUACAGCGACGCUGAUCUCACCAACGAUGAAACGAGAUUACUUCAGAGGCUCGCAGGACACUCUUACUGCUGCCCAUUUCGACGACCGGCGAGCCGGCCUCUUCUCUAGGGGUGGCAGUCUCAAGGUAUCUUCUGUAGACUCACCCGAUGACGGUAGAGGUUGUUCUCCCUGUCGAAGCUCAACUCAACUCGGCCGCCGGGGAUCAUACAAAACUUCACGAGAUACGCAGGAGCCUCAGCAACAGCCUAGAGGCAGGCCUAAAUACUCAACUUACCAAAACUUUAAGGGAAGAAAGUCAAAUUCGUUGAUGAAUUUGUGUGAUACGGACAGCGGUCUGGGCCGUGCGACUCCACCUAGAAGAGCGCCGAGUCCCGGAAUGGGAAGUACCAAACACUUGCCAUCGCCCUCGGGUCCUGGAUCUCUGCCGCCUGGUCUCAUGUCCAAGCGAAGAUUUGACGACGGUAGCAGUGAUAUCAGUAGCACGCCUAGCUCUAUGAUGGAAUACAAUGGUCCUCGAUUGUACAAACAACCAGCCACGAAAUCGAACCGCGGAAUAAUGCUGAACGCCGUCGAGUAUUGUGUGUUCCCUGGAACGGUUAAUAAAGAAGCUAAGAGACGCGUAUUGGAAGAAAUCGGACGAUCUGAGAGUAAACAUUUUCUGAUACUCUUCAGAGACGCUGGUUGCCAGUUUCGCGCGCUAUAUUCUUAUUGUCCUGACAGAGAAGAAGUUACGAAAUUAUGUGGCACUGGACCUAAGCAAGUUAUUGAUAAUAUGUUUGAUAAAUUUUUCAAAUACAAUUCUGGUGGUAAAUGUUUCUCUCAAGUGCACACAAAGCAUCUGACUGUAACCAUAGAUGCCUUUACGAUACACAAUAGUCUUUGGCAAGGUAAAAAAGUUAACUUACCAAAUAAAAAGGACAUGGCUCUCGUCAUAUAGUUUACAUACGAUAAAUAAAUUUACCUCUAACGUCAUAAAAUAAAAAAUUAACGCCUCCAUUAUAGUUUAUAUUUUAAUACAGACCCAUACGUUACGUUUUUUAUUUAAUUAAUAUUAAUUUAAAUAACAUUAUCUUAUUAAAAAUAAAUAUACACAUACAUAAUGUUAUUUAAAUAUAUAUUUAAAUUUAAAUAUAUACUACUGACAGAGUUAAAUUAUAAUAUUCAUGGCCUUGUUUAUAAUCUUAAUGUAUUUUUUACUACUCAUUGUAUCGCGAUAUUAAUUAACACCGAUCUUAUUAUUUAAUGAUAUUAAUAUCAACAAUAGGAAUUGUAUGGUAUCUUAUUAAUAAAUAAAUAUUGCGCGGACUAACAGCAUUAAUUGUCUUGUGAUUAUUGAAUUGUCACAGCAAGUGCUAAUUAAAGGAGCACAAUAUAUAUCAUUUUUAAAUUUAAAAAAAAAUCCACGAGCUUCAUUAUUUUUUUUAUUUUAUUUUUUAUUUUUUUUUAUUAAGAUUUUUGGCCAACUUGAUAGCAAACUUCCAUUUAGUAAAUAACUUGACAGUGUAUUGUAAUUUAUCACUAAUUAUUUAAUUAGACGUUGGGAUCCGAUUAGAGUUGAAAGCAUAAUAAUUAUUACAAGUUUUUUUUGACUAAUUGCUAAAAAAAAGACUUUGCAAGAAUGAACAUUAUUUUUUUUUCCUAAAAUUAAAUUACUUAUUAUUUUAAAAAAAAUACUCAUGUAAAUUAAUAGUCUUUUAUUAAUUAUCAUUAAUAUUAUUGUUUUUUGUUUGUGAUUGUUGACAUAACAACGAUUAGUGUGAUUUGAGUAAUUUAAUUGUUAAUUAAAAUAAAUAAAUAAUUUAAAAAAUUAUAAUUAUUAAAUUUUAUUCUGUAUAAAAAAAUUCAUGGACAUAAAUUAGGUUUGUAAAUAUAAAAUAUUAAAUAUAAGUAAAUUCAUUGCGAUUAGUUAUGAAAAAAAAAAUAAAAAACCUUUUAAAUAUAUACCAAAUUAGCCUUACAUUUAAAUAUAUAUAAACUUGGUGUUACAUAUAUUUCAUAAUUACCAGCAGCUUUUUUUAUUAUUUCAUAAUUAUUAUUAUCAUUUUUUUCUAUGAUAAUUAAUUAUUGAAGUGACAUUUAAAGCAAGCAGGCGCCCGUGUAAAAAGAAUUCGUUCCGAAAAGAUUCAAAUUUUUUUGAAGUUCGAUAUGUGGAAGUAAAGUUGAGGCAGAGUAAAACUUCAAGUGAAAGUUUUUUUAACUUUUGUAAUUUUGAUAAAAAAAAAACUUUAUUUAGGAUUUUAUAUGAGCGAAAUUUGAGUAAAAAAAAAAAACGUUUUCAAAAUGGAUUUUUAUUAUAUUUUACCCUCGUUCCGAAAAAGUUUAAAAACCUGAAAUUUGAAACUUUUUACAAACGUAUUUUAAGUUUUUUUGGGCAAUUGGUUUCUAAUGGGAAUUUUUUUGAAAAAAAAUUCUCAAAAUUCGCUCAUAUAAAAUCCUAGAUAAACUUUUUUUUUUACUAUCAAAAUUACAAAAGUUCAAAAAAAGUUUCACUCCAAGUUCUAAUCUGUCUCAAGUUUAAAAUUUCCACUUGUCGAACUUUUUUUGAAUGUUUUUGGAAGGAAUUUUUUUACACGGGCAGUCCCUCGACUUUUUCAAAAAAAUUAAAUAACUGAAAUGUCACCUAUAUUCGUAGUUUACAUAUAUUUGAUUUCAUUUAAAAAUAUAAACUAAAGCUUUCUUGAGAUAUGUCUUCCUAAAUUAAAUUUUAAAAAAUAACCGACAGUAAAUAAAAUUUGAAAAAUAUAUAAUAGAUUAAAAUUAACGGCUUUUAUAUUUUCGAUUGUGUGCAAUCAUAAAAAAUAUUAUUUUUUUUUGUGCCAUAAAUUAUAAAGCCGUAGUUUCAGUACUAUACGUAAAAUUGGUUAAUUAAGUAAUUUUAUAAAAUAAUAACAAGUUAAUUUGUAUGAUAAUUAAUAAUUAAAUUUAUUAUGCUUAUGGGAAAAUAAUAAUUUAAAAUCUAAAGACAUGCUAUAGAAUCCUCAAGAAAAAUGCACUUAUCCAAAAAAUUAAUGAUACUGAAGUUAGCCGACGUCUAUAAUUUUUGGAUUUUUUUAAAGCGAGAAAUUAUAAAAAAAAAAUAUUUCAAAAAAUUGCACUUAUAGUCUUUUAAAUUUUCUACGUGUGCAUAUUUUUAGUCUUUUUUUUUCUUCAAAUUUAAUAGUUAAAAAAAAAUCCAAAAAUUUUUAAUUGUCUGCUAACUUUAAGAUCGUUAAAAUUAAAGGAACAAGAAAAUUUUAUAAAUUUUUUAGUGAUUUUUGGUAGGUUGUAUUUUUGUGGAAAAUGAUCGUAUCGAAAAAAUGAAAAAAGGAAAUUGAAGCUUGAAAUCUCUAGUUUCAAGAUCUUCUAGCAAUUUUUUCAAUAUGAUUAUUUUUUACGGAAAUACAGUCUUCCAAAAAUCACAAAAAAAUUUAUAAAAUUUUCUUGUUCCUUAAAUUUUUUGGAUAAGUGUAGUUACUAUUAAAAUUAAAAUUAAAGCUAAUUAUUUAAAUAAUUACUUUUAGUGAUUGAAUAUUUUUUUUAUUUUUUGUAAAAACAAAUCGCUUCACUUUUUUACUAUUAAAUAAUUUUAAAAGGGUUCUAUAGUUGCGUCAUUAAAAUAACACUAAUGUGGAAUAAUUAUGAAUUGAGGCAUUUGAUACAUUCAACCCAAAAAAUUUAGGCAACUGAUGUCCUACUAAUUUAUCUUUUCUGUUUAAAAAAAAAAUUUAAUUAUUUUAAAUUUUUAAUUAUUCAAAUCUACUACUCGCGUUUGAAAAAAAUUGAAAAUAAUAUAAAUAUGGUAUAAUACCUGACCUAAUUGACAUAUCGAAUUUCUGUAGUCUUAACUUUCUGGCAAAAUUGAUAGUUAAGUUAAAAAUAAAAAAUAAAAAAUAAAAAAUAUUAUUUUGAAAUUUAUGCCCGGAGGAUUAAUAAUUUAUAUUUAAUAAUAAAUAAAAAAAAUCGAUUCCAUGAAUUGAAUUAUAAAAAUAAUAUAUAAUUUAAAAUUUGAGUCCGAUAUGACAAUAUUGUUUAUGCAGUGAAUGCCAUAAGAAAAUAAAUAAAUAAUUUUUACAGUGCUCAUUACAACGAGCUCCUUAAAAUAAUUAAAUAAA
Microplitis mediator is the source of this 9160-nucleotide messenger RNA. RefSeq names its product patronin (gene Patronin). The record is from RefSeq and is a predicted model, not a curated record. Gene Ontology annotation, cellular component: microtubule minus-end. The transcript has 23 exons. Lineage: Eukaryota; Metazoa; Arthropoda; Insecta; Hymenoptera; Braconidae. Gene Ontology annotation, biological process: neuron projection development; negative regulation of microtubule depolymerization; cytoplasmic microtubule organization. The coding region runs from base 613 to 6006 and encodes 1797 amino acids. Gene Ontology annotation, molecular function: microtubule minus-end binding; calmodulin binding; spectrin binding.